This is a messenger RNA of Schistosoma turkestanicum, 1977 nucleotides long. Lineage: Eukaryota; Metazoa; Platyhelminthes; Trematoda; Strigeidida; Schistosomatidae. The record is from the annotation of a GenBank genome assembly.
AUGGAUCCUUACAGUCCAUCACAUCCAACCGACCAGGAUAUGGAUUUAGUCUCUGAUUCCCCUGCUACUCCGGAACAAGAUGCUAAUCAAAAUCAAUUACCUCCCGACCAGUCACUUAGCGAUGUUGUACCAUUGCUUUUCAAUUCUAAUGCUUUUGCUUGUUCAAAGGAUGCUGACGUUCCUCAAUCAAACAACAACAUGGAAACACCACACUCUGAGCUGAAUACCGAUCAUCAUUUAUCUGGGGGAAAAGGUUGCGCUCAGUCUUAUUCAACUAGGUCAGCUGAAGAAAAUGUUCAUGAAGAGACGAAACACGAUUCUCAUAUUCACAUGAAAUCAUCCAAUGUUCACAAACGGUCUGCCCAACGUCAUCGCAGAAGUAGAUCACGCUCACCUAAAAGAGCUAAUAAGUCCGAGGAUAAAAUAGGUAGAAGGUCCCGAUCUCACUCAAGGCACCGUGUCCGCAAGCACCGUUCACGAUCACGUCCUAACGAACGGAGACGAAGCCGGUCUAGAACACCUCCAAGACGUUCCCGAGUGGUUGAUCGCCUCCCAGGUCCACGUUCUCGUUCGAGGUCCCCAGCAAAAUCGAGAAGAUCUGUCAAUGAAAAACGUGUUUCCCGCUUUUCUGAUGAACCGAAUUUUCCCUAUAAAGGGAAAGAACGUGACUCUUCCAUUGAUGAUCGACACAAAGAUUCAGAAUCGGUACGGUGGGAUGUCUCAAAACCUGUGGACGAACAUUCUGUUUCUGAUACGCUUGUAGCAAAUGAACAAACUAACGCCCAGAAAGAGGUAAGUGACGUAAAGCUUACCCCUAGCGUUGCUGCCGAUACUUUCACUCAAGGUCAACCACGGUCCACUGUCCAACCUUUAACCAGAUGGCAGAAUCCUAUUUGUAACAACUCAGCUUUUUUGCACAGGGUCCCACAAAUGAAUUAUAACCCUAUACGUUUUCCUCAAAAUAACUAUGGACUUAUGGGUUUACCCAAUUCAACGUUCCCAUCGGGUAUAGUACCAUAUCCCAGUGCACCAAUGCCUCCGAAUUUUAUGCAACCACCUCCUCUAAUGGUCCCUAGAUUGACUACGACUAUGCUUCCUGGGGCCAACACAGUAUUUCCCGGUCAGUGCAUGCAACCAGUUUCGAGCUUGCCUAUAGUAAUGUCAGGUCCUGGUUUCCAAACAAAUGCUCCUCCUCCACCUCCUCCGCCCCCACCACCACCCCCUACGUUCGCGCAACAGAUGCAGGCUCCAGCUUCCAACCUUUUAGAAACGUUAAUGAGCAAAGCGGGUUUACCUUGUAGUACACUUAGUGAUUUAAGUGUGAAUAAUAAACACAAUGAAAAGCCUGAUUCUGUCCGUGAAAGCUCUCCUAUGAAGCAAAUCAACAAACUGUUAAGUUCGGCUGCAAGUUCCCUCUUGAACCAACUUGCUGGUAGCCAGAAAAAUAAUGUGGACACUUCCUCUUCUGACCCACUUCCACCACCUCCUCCACCACCAUUGCCAUUUCAACACCAUCAUGAGCUGCCAUCAACCACUUCUACUUUUUCACAUUCGUUUGUACCUCCUCCACUCCCAGCGGUAGUCGAUCCAUUUUCUAACAAUGAGAUCAGUAAUAAGGUGCUCCCCAAUGGCGCGUGUGGACAAAAUAAAAAGGAGAAUAGGAAGCCUUUUGGGGACAUGAGAAUUGAAGAAGUAUUAGCAAAGCGCAAAAGAUACGACUUUUCUUCACGUCGUGAAUGGCAAGAACGCAUCGCUUUAGAAGUAAAAUCAGUCUUGAAGCCUGCGUACUCUCUCCGCCGGAUAAACAAAGAAGAUUACAAAGAAAUCAUGAAGAAGGCUGUUACUAAGAUUUCGCGAAGUGGUACUUCAUCAAUCAAUACCGAGAAGAUAAGUACAUUUGUAAAGCUGUAUAUUGAAAAAUAUCAUCGAAUGCAUAAAAUAAAAGCUCAGGCAACUGCGAAGGCAACUGUACAGUGA